GAUCCACAGUUCAGCAGGGGAAGACCAGAGCACGAGAGAGAGGGAGAGAGAGAGCACGAGAGAGAGAGAGAAAGAGAGAGAGAGUCCCAUCUGGCAGGAGAGAACGUCGGACGCGCUCAGAAACCUCCAUGGCUCUGGCGUAGCUCGCGCCGUUUGAAGGCAUGCAAGAAAGAGGACGCAACUCCUAAAUAUCAGGCGUGAUGGCAUCUUACCACAGCUUAGAAGAUGAGGCCAUGACUUUGAUGGCGCACGACAACGAGCCGGUGAAGACCGAGAGCUUCACCAAAGACGAGCAGACGGUGGCGCAGGACGAGCCGGGCGCUGGAGGCAAAACCGACCCAUCGCAGAAACCCCCGUACUCGUACGUGGCCCUCAUCGCCAUGGCCAUCCGCGAGAGCUCGGAGAAGCGCCUAACGCUGAGCGGUAUCUACCAGUACAUCAUCAACAAGUUCCCCUUCUACGAGAAGAACAAAAAGGGCUGGCAGAACAGCAUCCGCCACAACCUGAGCCUCAACGAGUGCUUCAUCAAGGUGCCGCGGGAGGGCGGCGGGGAGCGCAAGGGCAACUACUGGACCCUGGACCCGGCCUGCGAGGACAUGUUCGAGAAAGGGAACUACCGGCGAAGACGGCGGAUGAAACGGCCUUUCAGGCCGCCCACGGCCGCGCACUUCCAACCGGGCAAGGCCCUCUUCGGCACUGACGGUUACGGCUACCUGACCGCGCCCAAGUACAUCCAAACCGGCUUCAUGAACGGCACCUGGUCCCUUGCGCAACCGCAGCCUCCUCCGCCGCCGCCGCACGUGUCUUACGCGCCGUGCCAGAUGGGCAACGGAGGAACCGGAGGAGCUGGAGGAGGCGGAGGUGGAGGAGGAGACGGUGGAGGAGGUGGAGGCGCGGGCGUAGGCACUCUAUCCGUCAAAGGCCUCACGGCUCCGGCCUAUCCGUACUCGCGCAUGCAGGCCGUGGGGCUGCCCAACGUCAUGAACUCGUACAAUGGCAUGAGCCACCACCACCAUCACCAUCCUCACCACCACCCGCACCAUCACUCUCACCAUCCUCAGCACCAGCCGGCCGAGCUCUACUCGUACUGGGAGCACGAGGCCAAGCACUCGGCGCUGCACGCGCGGAUUGACAUUUGAGGGUGGGAAAGAAAUAAAUAAAAAGAGAGAGGGAAAGAGAAAUAGAGAGAAACACGAAAAGAAAAAAAAACAAAGAGAACGAGUGAGACAGAGGGAAAGAAGAGAAAGAGACAAAUGGAAGUGAUAAUGGUGUUUCUCUUAAGACAUUGUUUGAAGGGUCACUUUUACAUUUCUUCAGCCCCAAAAAAUGGGCACAAAAAAAGAGCGCGAGCAGAAGGACAUUUGUAUGGAAAUUCUGACCUUGCAUUUUUGGAGUUUAUGGGCCAAAAAAAGUGUUUGGACUUCUGUCGAAUCAACUUCGACUUUGAGUUGAGUGAUUGUUAUUAUUAAUUUUAUAACUUUUUUUUUACGAUUCCUGUGAACCCUUAAAUUAGUGCCGGCAGAUUUGCCCCAGUGUAGAUUAGCAUUUUAGCAUUCUGACACAGUAGCUCUGUAGAUACGAUCUUUGUUAUACAAAAACAAUGGUAAAUCACCAGACCUCUUUUAGAUGAUUGUUUUCUGUUUUGAUACUUUAUUGAAAUUGUUGGGACCAUGUUAAACCAGCACUUAUUUUAAAUAAAAGACAUUGAUUACA
Astyanax mexicanus (Mexican tetra) is the source of this 1713-nucleotide messenger RNA. It is a transcript of the gene foxl2b, whose product is annotated as forkhead box L2b. Gene Ontology annotation, molecular function: RNA polymerase II cis-regulatory region sequence-specific DNA binding; DNA-binding transcription factor activity, RNA polymerase II-specific. The transcript has 2 exons. Gene Ontology annotation, biological process: regulation of transcription by RNA polymerase II; anatomical structure morphogenesis; cell differentiation. NCBI's taxonomy places the organism in Eukaryota, Metazoa, Chordata, Actinopteri, Characiformes, Acestrorhamphidae. The record is from RefSeq and is a predicted model, not a curated record. The coding region runs from base 201 to 1139 and encodes 312 amino acids.